This is a messenger RNA of Zalophus californianus (California sea lion), 4589 nucleotides long. RefSeq names its product pro-apoptotic WT1 regulator (gene PAWR). Gene Ontology annotation, cellular component: cytoplasm. Gene Ontology annotation, biological process: apoptotic process; positive regulation of apoptotic process. Lineage: Eukaryota; Metazoa; Chordata; Mammalia; Carnivora; Otariidae. The record is from RefSeq and is a predicted model, not a curated record. The transcript is spliced from 7 exons. The coding region runs from base 1049 to 2095 and encodes 348 amino acids.
GUAGGGAACUUUACUGCUAAAUUCACUCUGUAAAGAAGAGGUGUAGAGACAGGGUUAAAAGGACAAUUCCAAAUAGGGUUGGGAUGCCAAUGCAAUACACUGUCAAAAUGAGUUUUUAGUUUUCUCUUGCAAGCCUAAAAUAGUAGUAAACCCUUGAUAGUUCACUGAUAAGUUAAGCCCCUCCUUCUUUCAGCCCACCCUUUCACCCAGAAACCACAGGCUUUUCUCAGAAGCUUCUGGGUUUGGUUCGGUUUUUUUUCUUCAGCUCUUCUGUCUGCCACCCUAGUACAUCUGAAAAGGGGGCAGCGACCAGGAAAAGUGACGCGCGAGCGUUUUCCCAUCCUGGCCAGUCAGGUCUGAAUCAUCACAACUUCAUUGCAUUUUCCCCCUCGGCCAGCAGCAUUCGAGAUUUUCCCUCGAAGAGUAUGUCUUGUACUUAGAAGGAAGAGUGGUGGAGACGAAGAGGCGGAGAACAGGAGCGGGGUGAAGGGCGUGGAGGGCUGCCCCGCUCGGGGUCAGAGUUGCCGCGGGUCCCGCCGCUGUGGGGCCGCGAGCCCAGGAAAGUGCGGUGGGACUGGCGCGCGCGGGACGGGCUGCAGCGGCGGGCUGGACCAGGCGGCGCGCACCUGAGAGCCGGGGGCGGGGCGUCGGCGGGCACGACCCUCCCCCCCCACGGCGCGCCGCGCCCCUCGCUCGCCGUCUCGGCCCUUUCCGCCCGCGCUUCGGCGCCGCUCGGCUCCCCUCCCGCCCCUCGCUCCCUCCCUCUCUCUCUCCCUCCUGGCCCGGCGGAGCCUUGAGCUCCGGCCGCGAGUUGGCUGCGGCUCUUUCCGCGCCGCCGCGUGGGUUCACCUGGGCGCCGACUCCCAGACCCGCGCCUGGCCCUCCAGGACACCUCUCAGAGCUGCCGGCCGCCGGGGGAGUCCGGGCCGCCCCCGCGCCCCGGGGGUCGUUCCCUCGCAUCCUCCCGGCCUCGGGAAGGCAGAGGCGGCGGCGGCUGGAGCCGGGCGGGGCGGCCUGAGGUGAGAGCCCGGCCGGUCCCGCUGGGAAUAUGGCGACCGGUGGCUACCGGACCAGCAGCGGCAGCAGCGGCAGCACCACAGACUUCCUGGAGGAGUGGAAGGCGAAGCGCGAGAAGAUGCGUGCGAAGCAGAACCCCCCGGGCCCGGCCGCUCCGAGCGGGGGCGGCAGCGACGCGACCGGGAAGCCCCCAGCGGGAGCUCUGGGCACCGCCGCCGCCGCCGCCGCCGCCGCCGCCGCGGCCAACGAGCUCAACAACAACCUCCCGGGCGGCGCGGCCGCACCUGCCGCCCCCGGCUCUGGGGGCGUGAACUGCGCCGUGGGCCCAGCGGCGCUGCCCCGGUCCGCCCCCGGCCCCCGGCGGCCCGAAGACGAGCCGCCCCCCACGGCCGCCGCCGCGGUCUCCGCCUCGGGGGCACCGCCGGCCCGGGGCGACGAGGAGGAGCGCGACGGCGCCCCGGAGAAGGGCAAGAGUGCGGGCCCCAGUGCCAGGAAAGGCAAGGGGCAAAUCGAGAAGAGAAAGCUGCGGGAGAAGCGUCGCUCCACCGGCGUGGUCAACAUCCCCACGGCGGAGUGCUUAGAUGAAUAUGAAGAUGAUGAAGCAGGGCAGAAAGAGCGGAAACGUGAAGAUGCAAUUACACAACAGAACACGAUGCAGAAUGAAGCUGUCAGCUUAUUAGAUCCAGGCAGUUCCUACCUGCUACAAGACCCAUCUAGAACGGUUUCAGGCAGAUAUAAAAGCACAACUGCCUCUGAAGAAGAUGUCUCAAGUAGAUAUCCCCGAACAGAUAGAAGUGGGUUCAGCAGAUACAACAGGGAUGCAAAUGCUUCAGGUAAUUUGGUCUCAAGUAGCAUGUUGGAAAAGAAAAUUGAAGAUCUUGAAAAGGAAGUAGUAAGAGAAAGGCAAGAAAACUUAAGACUUGUGAGACUAAUGCAAGAUAAAGAGGAAAUGAUCGGAAAACUCAAAGAAGAAAUUGAUUUGUUAAAUAGAGACCUAGAUGACAUAGAAGAUGAAAAUGAACAACUAAAGCAGGAAAAUAAAACUCUUUUGAAAGUUGUUGGUCAGCUAACAAGGUAGAAGAUUCAAGUCCCAGUGUGGAAAAAAUAUUUUAAAACUACUGAUUGAAUGUUAUAGUUGAUGGUGGGGACAAUAUUCCUAUGCUGCAAUACAUUAAGUAUGUAUAUUUAUUUCUAGAAAACAGUGGGUUUUUAUUUUCAAAAUACUUCUUUUUCAUUAUUUCAAAACAGUAUCAACCUUCUAUUUCACGAAUAAGUAACAUCUUUCAGUUAUUAAAAUGAUAGGUUAUGCCUCUUUUGGUUUUGUGUGGUAUUCAAGUAAUACAUGAUUUAAAGUCACAACCAUUUGAAUAUAUUUUUAUCUAUGGUAGUGUGUUUUCUCCCUAAAGGAAUACACAUAGUCUUUGUUUACAUGAAUUCAAAUACUUUUGGGGAAUUACCAGCAAUUGCCUUAUUACUGAUGUGUGCAAACUUAUAUGUGUUGUUGAUUUACUCAUAAAGGCUUUGUCUAUUGUCAUUUGUUCUUUCAACUUAUUCUAAGCAAUUUAGAGUAAUAGAGUGUCACCAUUUUGUAUAAGUCAUCUUUAAAAAGGAAAGCUAUUAUGAAAAGUCAAUUAAUAUCAUGUACUAGUUGGCUAAAUAUAAAAUUUUAAAGAAUACUUGAAUUGUGCUACAGUAAAUUAAAAUAUACAAUUUUUGUAUUUGAAUGUUGAAGAAAAUUUAAAAUCACUUUAGCUUCUGAAAGACAUACACUUGUAAUUUCAUUGUAAAAUUUCUUAUGUAGGUACUGUUUUUUAUUAUUUCAAGAUUUAUAAAUGAACAUGGGAUAUUUAAAAAGUUUAUUCAUCAGUCCUGGAGAGGGUGUACAAUUUCAGUGUAAAAGAAAAAAAAAUCCAUAUUUUUAAUUGUCAUUUGCAUUAAAAACAAAACCAAAAUAUUUAUCCACACUUAAAACAUUUACAGUUACAUUUACAAAACAAUACAUAAACAGAAAUAGUAUUGAAAUACUUUGCUUAUUCUAACUUGGAGAAUAACACUGUGAUACAGUUGUUCUCAUAUGAGAGAAUUAUUCCCCUACUUCAAAUUUAAGGGAUUUUCUUCCUAAUGUUGGAUUUUUAAAAACAAUUUUUCUAAAAAUUUUGAAGAAAUAUAUACGUUUUCUAUUAAGUAUCAUUUAAUAUUUAGAGUUGUAUAUUAAAUUUUUAUGUUGAGUAAGGAAACCCCCUCUUUUAAAAUAUAUUAACAUUAAGAAAUGUCUGUCUGAUAAUUGAAUCCUAAACAGUAUACUGAUACCGUUUUGUCCAAUUAAACGUAGUAAAAUCCAUUUUGGGUAACCUACUGUCUCUUUUUCUUCACUUGGCAAGUCCCUUCAUUAUUUACUAUUAAAAAAAUAGGGAAGUGAGACAACUGGACAGAAUGUAAAUGAUAAAUAUCACAUGUUGAAUUCUAAAAAUUCUUUGCGGUUACCUAGAUUGGCUUCUCAUUUCAGAAGUUUCAGCCUUGGCUGAUCAUUAGAAUCAUUUGGAUUGCUCACAGAGAAUUCCCUGGCUGUAAUUUCUAGAUAGAUUUAGGUUGAGACCCUGGAUAGAAUUUUUAAAGCUCACCAUCUGAUGAUUCCGAUCAUAAUUAAGUUUGGAAAUAGCUGCUGUCGCCUCUUUCCUUUCUAUAUCUUCCACUGGACAUCCUAGAAUUAACAUAUGUUAGUUACCAGCAUUUUGUCCCCCUUUUAGUUUAUUUAAUAAUUUAUCUGGUCUCUGGGGAAGUUUUCAUAUGUUUAAAUAUAUUUACCAAAAAUUUCAAUGUUAGAUUACCAAACUUGAUAUAGUUGCAGAAUUACUGCAUAAGGGCAUCCUUUUUGGAGAAUGUUACCCAGCAUGGGAACAGUGACCUGCUGUCCACACGUCAGAGGGGUAUGCCAGGCUCAGUCACUGCCUUGGCUGUGAGGCACUCAUCUCCCUUCAGUUACCCUUAGGUAUUUUGCAGAAAUAUUGGUAUUACGUAGUUUUACAUCCAAGCUUUGGAUGUUGUGAAAAUGCUGUUAGUAUCCAGCAUUAUAGUGUGCUGGUUUUUCAGUAAAGUUUUUGAAAUUUCUAUUUAAUCCAUAUGUAAGGAAAGGAAUAUUUCAUUUCUCUUUUAAAAAUUAUACCAGUUAUUAGUGCUUUUAAAGACUGAGCUGUUUUUAAAUUUUCCUUUUCUUCAGUUUAUUAGGAAAAUUUCCAACAAUGAUUUUUUACAUAAUGGUACCUAGUGCAAAUACAGAAGCCUGACAACUUAGGCAGAUCAGUUCACAAGCAGUCCUUCCUCCUGUCCUUAAAAUGUGUAUUUAUAUCACUUAAAGAUUUUUACACUGAAUAUUGAAAAAUUAAGUAGGAUCUGCUACAAUUUCCCUUUAAAAUGUAUAAAAAGCAUUGAGAUUUUAAAAAGGUAAAUACAUGUGCACUACCUUAGAAAACCUGGCUGUUGUCAAUAAAGUGCUAGUAUUUGUGAAAUUACUAGUUCCAUUCAGAAAUUAUAUUUCUUGGGACUUUAAGGCAUAAUAAAGCAUAUUCAAAGUU